ACCUUUCUUUUCAUGCUUAUAUUUCUUUUCCAAAGCAAUCCAGAUUUCUUGAGGAGAAGACAUGUUGCGAUACAGAUCAUAAAGUCUAUCAGUGAGAGAAUUCAGAAUGUGUCCUCAACAUUUGAGUUCAUCUUCUUCACGCUUCAGUCUUGCAUUCUUCACUCCUUCAAAAUUGAUUUCCUUUGGUGCUGCGAUAGGUUGCAGUUUUGGAUCAAGAAUGUAUGACACCUUUGGUGUUGUUAGUAAAAAGGAAAGGUUGCUGAAAAUAUUUGAAGGUUGGUGUGAUUAUGUAUUAGAUUUGAUAAUUGCCUGUGAUGAAGAUGCAAUUCUUCGUCGUGAUAUAUAUGACCUAACACCCACAUGCACUUGGGAAAGAGGGCAUGUAACAUUGCUCGGGGAUUCUGUACAUGCCAUGCAGCCAAAUAUGAGUCAAGGGGGAUGUAUGGCCAUUGAGGAUAGUUAUCAACUUGCAGAGGAGCUGGACAAAGCAUGGAGGCAAAGUGUUGAGUCUGGAACUCCUGUUGAUAUUGUCUCUUCUUUAAGGAGCUAUGAAAGGAAUAGGAGACUGCGAGUUGCCAUUAUCCAUGCAAUGGCCAGAAUGGCUGCAAUGUUGGUUUCAAAUUACAAGUCUUAUUUGGAUAUAGGAUUUGGUCCAUUGUUGGUAGGAACUGUUGUUGAUUACAUGAAAUGGAGGCAAUGUUUCUGAAGAAACUUAAUACAUAAUCACUAUGGCUUUUGACCUGCCUUGCAGUUUUUGGCAAAAUUUCGGAUACCACAUCCAGUAGUAGUUUGUUGCAGGUUUCUUGUUGACUUUGCAAUGCAAUUAACGCUCAGUUGGGUCCUAGGUGGUAGCAGGUUAGAUCUUGUAAAUGUUUGUUUUUCUUAUGCUUCAAUUCUUGUCUUGAUUUCCCAAUUGCUUUCAUUAGAGAAAGCCUUCAUCCAGCAUCAAGGUUUGGCACGUCAGAAAUCUAUGCCAAUCAUCUAAUGCUUUUCUUUUGCAUUUGAAGUCCUAGGCUGAUAUGUAAAAAACAAGGGAAGCAUUCUUUUAGGCCACAUAGGAUAAGUUUUGUUAAUGUCAUUUUAUUAAUUGCUUGUUGCCAUCUGGGUCAGGUUUAAGUUCUGCGUUGCUCCAUUUUGGGAUUCUCCAGAAUAUUUCAUUGUCUUCUACCUGUGAUUGUUAGAGUUGUUCUUGAGGAAUACAUAUCAAGGAUCUUUCUUUCCUCUGUAGAUCUUCCUUAUUAUUCUUCUGUUACUUUUAUGAGUGGCUAUUUCAGAACCUAUUCAUUUAAGUAGGGAUGAGAACAGAGACUGCAUAAUUGGGUAUCCAUUUGCAUUUAAGAUGAAGUUGUCUUAUGUUUUAUGUGUGCAUGUGCCUCUCUGUCUAUAGUGUCCGGAUGCUCAAGCAAAUUGGGUAUAAAUUUGGAUUUAUUGU
Rubroshorea leprosula is the source of this 1432-nucleotide messenger RNA. The record is from the annotation of a GenBank genome assembly. NCBI's taxonomy places the organism in Eukaryota, Viridiplantae, Streptophyta, Magnoliopsida, Malvales, Dipterocarpaceae.